GAAUGCACCGCGUUGUCCCAGAAUGCCCCGCGUAGUCUUGACGACGUAAGGGCAACUUGGUAACGUUAAUUCGAAUGUAACGCCGUUUCCCAUCUCCUAAAGAGUGUUUCUGUCUCGCUUGUAAACAUUUCCGGCACUACAGAGAUAGUGUUUGAAGUUAGCGCGGGCAAUUUUCUUGUAAACAACGUCUUCGUUUGGCUAACAUUAGCUUGUCUUGUAAACAACGUCUUCGUUUGGCUAACAUUAGCUUGUCUUGUAAACAUAGAUAUAUAUUUUUUACGAACUAAGGAUACGUGUCUAACUAUCAUAUGUUAACUUGAUGAGAAUUUUAGUUUCAGCGUGCAAAUAAAACAAUCCAAUAAUUGGGAGAAAUGGCGGUAGGGCUGUGCUACGCUAGCUAGACCGAUUUAUUAUCAAGCUAACGUUAGCGGGCUAAAUACAUUUGGCUGAGUCUACACGGACAGAAAUGGACUCCAAAUACCCAAAUCUGGCGAGACCUCGGAAGAAGCUCCGGUACUUCUCCAAUAAAGCGAGCGCAUCAACCACGAAGGGAAAUGCCGAACUGGACGUUGAUGACUCCAAUACUUGGUUCAAAGACUUGGUUAAAGCUGGGAUUCAUCUGUGAAGAGCACACUUCUCCAGCGUGCCAGUGGCCAUCGAACGUGAGCAUUUCCCCACUGAAGUCAGUUACGACGCAGACCUGCAGUCAGGUCAAGACCCUGUUGAGGACGAUGAGCACGCAGAUGAGCUUCCCUGAGACGGUUUCUGACAAUUCUCCCUCUGAUGUUGGGGAAGAGCUUCCCCCUCUGCCUCCCUCUCCGACCUUCGCCCCUGUAGAGGAGAAGGAGAACAAGACCGCCAAUGCUGUAGAGAAGGUGGAGAAGACUGGUAACCCUGUAGAGAAGGUGGAGAAGACUGGUAACCCUGUAGAGAAGGUGGAGAGAGAACCGUCGUCAGUUCCAGAGACUGGUGAAGUGGUGCCCCAAGGAGAAGAGAUGCACAAGGAGGGGACCGCAGAGAGCACUUUGCUGGAUACUGAGAGCCCGUUUAAAAAGCACGCUCCCAUCAAGACCUCCAGCCCCAUAAAGCGACAGGAGGGGGGUGAGGACAAGACCUCCAGCCCCAUAAAGCGACAGGAGGGGGGUGAGGACAAGGACAGAGCGGCCUCUCCAUUGCUCUUGAUCUGUGAUGAUGAUGAUGAUGAUGAUGACGGCCCUGUAAAGCAGCCUAUCACUGGCCUGACACCACAGUGCAACAGACAGGCAGCAGACGGGGGAUAUGAUGCGGUGCUGGACUCUCCUCCCUGUCGGUUUUCUGUCACCAAACAAAAGACGCCAGUUCACAGUAUGCCGAAGAAGGAAGAGACACCUUGGAAGUUGACUCUGUCCUUGUGCAGCAUAGAGACAGAGCCAGAAGAGUCUCCCCAAACAAGCCCGUAUCCAGCAGUAGAACUCAAAGAACAACCAGCACCAGGGAAGAAGAGUCUGGCCCAACCACCAGAGAAGAAGAGUCUGGCCCAACCACCAGAGAAGAAGAGUCUGGCCCAACCACCAGAGAAGAAGAGUCUGGCCCAGCCACCAGAGAAGAAGAGUCUGGCCCAGCCACCAGAGAAGAAGAGUCUGGCCCAGCCACCAGAGAAGAAGAGUCUGGCCCAGCCACCAGAGAAGAAGAGUCUGGCCCAGCCACCAGAGAAGAAGCGUCUGGCCCAGCCGCCAGAGAAGAAGCGUCUGGCCCAGCCGCCAGAGAAGAAGCGUCUGGCCCAGCCACCAGAGAAGGAGGCAACACAGGAAAGGAAAGCCACAUCCUCCUUCCUCCAGAAGCUGAGAGCGGCUGGUCAGUCCAAUCCUGCUUGCCCUAGGAAAGCUCUGGCGUCUCCAGUGAGAGAAGCUCCUCUCACCGAUCUGGAGGAUGACUUCCUGAUCCUGGAGGACGAUGGUCCAUCCUGGUUCUCCCUUCGCUGGAAGACUGACCCCAACAGGGCCACACCUCGACCGCAGCAGAAGGACCAAUCACACAGCAGUAACGACGCCUCAGCUGACACACUCACCAAGGCCAGCCAAUCAGAGAAGGAUACAGCCAAGCUGAGAUCAGAAAGGACAGCUGACGUGAAAACUAAAGAGAAGAAUGCUACUGGAGGCUCCUCCCUCAUACCUGUCCUCACCAAGUCUACAGCCAGGAAGAAGAGGGACUCUAGUCCCCAGGGUGAUGGGCCUGUCGAGGCAGACCACAUAGAACAAGACCAGAAGAAGAAAGUCAACAACCCGUUAUCUGAACCAACGACAGCAGGUGACCUGGAACCAGGAGGAGGGGCCAAGCCUAAACCCAGCCAAUCAAAAGCCCGCACCAAAGCAGAAAAGAAAGUUCCCAGAAUCUCUAAAUUCCAAGGUUACAAGGUGAACCCCAAGACGAGCCGAGGACGAGGCCGGCAGUCUGGGAAGACGAGGAGACUGUCAGCUGGAGCUGGGCAGGAGCCCGUCGUCAUGGAGGAGGAGUGUGAAGCUGCUGCAGACCAGGAUGUUUCACCGGUUCUACAGUUGGCACCGUCAGGACAGAGACGAGUCAAGGUUCCAGCCAAUCGUAAAGCCAAGGAGGUUGGUCCCUCCCCUACAGGCGAGGCUGACUUCUCCCAGGCCGGCCAGCUAACCCAGUUAGCAGGGAAGAGGAAGAGGAUCAAGCCUGGUCCUUGGUGGCUCACCAGCCCUGUCAACACACAGGUCACAGAGACAGACGACACACACACAGCCAACAAGUCCAAACACAAUAAUAAGAAAACUAAACCAGCAAGAUAUUCCUCUGUGGAGUCGGGGCAAGAGGAGGGGACAUCCAGACCCUUGUUUAAUCAGAACGCAAAGAAGAAACCCUCGUCCAAUCAGACCACAAAGAAGAAACCCUCGUCCAAUCAGACCACAGAGAAUAAACCCUGGUCCAAUCAGACUGCAGAGCCUAAAGCAGAGAAGCCCAAGAGGGUCAGCCCUAAGAAGCAGAAGACGACCAGUAGAGAGGAGCCAGCGAGGCCUGAAGGUCAGAGAGAAGAGGAGGAUGAGGAGGCCUCUACGGCAGAGCAGCAGGAGAUGGAGGGGCUCAGUCCCAUGCCCAGCCCUCUCAGACAGCAUACACUCACCCCAGGUGAAAAGGUGUUUGACUGGAUCUAUACCCGCACUCCCAAGUGUAAACCCCAGAGUGACAUUACCCCCCACUCUGCUACCAUUAUCCCCAGCAGGAGUGAUGCCCUCCCCUCUACCGUUACCCCCAGCAGGCAGUGGCAUCAGGCCAGGGAGGCUCCAGAGAAACGCAGCAGGAGGAGGAAAGCUCCAGGGAACUGGUGGGUCACCAACAACCCCCCAGAGAACACUGACAGCACCUCUUCAGUCCCUCAACAACCUCAUCCUCACCCCAAGAAACCUUCACCCCCUCAACCGCAGCCUAACCCAAAAACACGCAAGGUGGAGAGAAGUAAGUUCUUGGGACGCCCUCAGAAUGGCAACGCAGCCUCCUCAACUCGACUUGGAGGAGUUCAUACCCAUCUGAAGAGGAAGGACCUCUCCACUCCCAAGGCGGUCAAGCGCUCUCUGGCCACCUUUGGUGCCAUCUUCUCCUCGGGCAGAGGAGCGCCCCCGGUGGCCACGGUCAGAAGCAGCACGUGUCAGACUUCGGGGAGGAAAACGCUAUUCCCUAGAUCGCCUGAGGAGCAGUCAGCCCAGAGCCCCAGCAUCGGCUCUGGUGCAGCUAAUGACCCCUCCCAGGACCCAGCCAGUGACAGGAGCUCCAGCCCUGUGGAUCUGAGUGCCAGUACUGUCUGCAUAGAGCCUGUUGGACAGCUGGGGCAAAAGAAGACCAUACGCCGAGACUUCUCCCAAAGCAACAACCGACUCUCAGACAACACGUUAAAAGGUUUCAAAAGCGGACCGUCUUCCAUGAUUGAACUGGAGGAUUAUGAAGAGAAUGACGACAUCUGUGUCCGGUCAUUCAGAGUGACUGUCCAUCCGUCUGUCCAUCCUGGCAUCGUGCUGUCGGACCCUGAGGCUGUGUCUGAGCUUUGUGCUCCUCCUCUCAGAGCCAUCACACUGCAGCUGGAGGACAAGGCCAACCUCACAGACUGGAUGGCUUUGCUCUGGCCCGCCACUGGGAAACAGGGAGGCCAGAUCAGCCCAGAUCAUUUCCAGUGGUUCUCGUAUCGAGACAGAGCUCUUGGUUACAAGAUGGACCUGCUGGCUGAAACCUUCUCUAAUGGAAAGAUCUUGCUUGGCUCCUACAUGAAGAAACCUCUGCUGGUGGACCACAGCGCUACCACUGUAUAUAACCUCCUAACCAGCUCAGUAUCUGUGACGAUCAAUGGCAAAGAGAACCAUUAUAACCCAGGACAGACCUUCAUGGUCCCAUGUGGCCAUGCCUACAGCCUCCACAAUCUGACCCAGGAACCUGCUGCUCUACUCUUCACCAGGAUGCUGGCAGAGAGCUCAGAGUGAGGCCUGACCCAAGAACCUGCUGCUCUACUCUUCACCAGGAUGCUGGCAGGGAGCUCAGAGUGAGGCCUGACCCAAGAACCUGCUGCUCUACUCUUCACCAGGAUGCUGGCAGAGAGCUCAGAGUGAGGCCUGACCCAGGAACCUGCUGCUCGAGCUCAGAGUGAGGCCUGACCCAAGAACCUGCUGCUCUACUCUUCACCAGGAUGCUGGCAGAGAGCUCAGAGUGAGGCCUGACCCAGGAACCUGCUGCUCUACUCUUCACCAGGAUGCUGGCAGAGAGCUCAGAGUGAGGCCUGACCCAAGAACCUGCUGCUCUACUCUUCACCAGGAUGCUGGCAGAGAGCUCAGAGUGAGGCCUGACCCAGGAACCUGCUGCUCUACUCUUCACCAGGAUGCUGGCAGAGAGCUCAGUGAGGCCUGGGACCACAGCCAGGGGUUCAGUAAAGUACAAUAGUGACAGGUCAGAGUAGUGAAGGAUCCUUACAGAGGACCACCAGGUACCUCAACUUAAGAGUGACUGAGACCAGCAGAGACAACAUGCUAGAGAGGCCCUCCUCACCCACCUCAAUGACAUUCCCAAGGACUUAACAGGAAAUGAUCAGCCAGGGAUUUAAAUGGAAAAGUUAGAACGAGGGGGCUGUGCUGUACGUGCUUAUUAUUGUCACAGUAACAUUUGUAAAUAGCAAUACUUUUGUUUCGAUGGUUUCUAGUGUCCCCCCCUACUGUGUACAUUUAAUGUGACCAAUGAAAUAACUUGUAAAGGCUUCUGGGUAUUUUUAUUGGACUAUUCAUCUUCUGUCAACUGUUGCAAACACAUGAUAUGUAAAAAAUAAAAAGUAAUUCAGUC
Molecule: messenger RNA, 5313 nt
Organism: Salvelinus fontinalis (brook trout)
Lineage: Eukaryota; Metazoa; Chordata; Actinopteri; Salmoniformes; Salmonidae
Product: serine/arginine repetitive matrix protein 1
Exons: 17
Coding region: 555-4466 (1303 amino acids)
Source: RefSeq, a predicted model, not a curated record